Molecule: messenger RNA, 1333 nt
Organism: Zingiber officinale
Lineage: Eukaryota; Viridiplantae; Streptophyta; Magnoliopsida; Zingiberales; Zingiberaceae
Product: syntaxin-32-like
Exons: 6
Coding region: 218-1249 (343 amino acids)
Biological process (GO): intracellular protein transport; endoplasmic reticulum to Golgi vesicle-mediated transport; vesicle fusion
Cellular component (GO): endomembrane system; SNARE complex; Golgi membrane
Molecular function (GO): SNAP receptor activity; SNARE binding
Source: RefSeq, a predicted model, not a curated record
CGAUAUUGUUUAACCACAUAAUUAAGUUUAAGAAUGGGGCUAAAUUAAAUCAUUGUAUUUUGGGGCAUUUAUUAUUUCUAACCAACACCGCGACAAGGCUCCGUUUCGCUCCAGCUGUGAAUAAUUUCUUUGCAGCUCAUUCGCAAGUUUGGUGGCGUUGAUUCCUCAAGUACUUGCUCGGUCCGGUGCUUCUUUGCCUCGGUAAGGUGACCUGGAGAUGAGUACUAGGGCGGGGCAAGCGUCAUACCGUGAUCGGACGCAGGAGUUCCUUAAGGUAGUUGAGAAUUGCAAGAAGUCCUCGUCGACUGUAGAUGGACCGAGCAGCAGCACUGCGCCUUACUUGGAAGGACCUAAAUCAGCGGCUUCCAUUCAGUCGGAGUUUAGCAGGAGGGCUUCGCAAAUUGGACUUGGCAUUCAUCAGACUUCACAGAAACUCUCUAAGCUUGCAAAAUUGGCAAAAAGGACAUCAGUUUUUGAUGACCCUACUAUAGAGAUUCAAGAAUUAACGUCAGUUAUCAAGAAGGAUAUUACUGCUUUAAAUAGUGCAGUAGUAGACCUGCAACUCCUCUGUAGUUUGCAGAAUGAAAGUGGAAAUUUGUCUAGGGAUACUACCAAUCACUCUACUACUGUUGUUGAUAACUUGAAGAAUCGCUUGAUGAGCACUACAAAGGAGUUCAAAGAAGUUUUAACCAUGAGAACUGAGAACCUGAAAGUUCAUGAGAGUAGAAGGCAGUUAUUUUCUUCAUCAGCAUCAAAGGAAGCAGCUAAUCCUUUCCUUAGACAACGACCACUUGUUUCUAAAGGAAGUAAUGAGUCUUCUGCUCCCCCAGCACCAUGGGAAAAUGGCUCAACAUCUUCAUCUCCUUUGUUUCCAAGGAGGAAAUCAAAUGGGGACCCAUCGUCUACUCAGCCUUUGAUACCGCAGCAGCAGCAGCAGCAACAGCAGCAAGAAAUGGUUCCAUUGCAGGACAGUUACAUGCAGAGUAGAGCAGAAGCUCUUCAAAGUGUCGAGUCUACAAUUCAUGAAUUGAGCAAUAUCUUUACACAACUAGCUACUAUGGUUUCACAGCAGGGAGAGCUAGCAAUCAGGAUUGAUGAGAACAUGGAUGACACAUUAGCCAAUGUGGAAGGAGCACAAGGUCAACUGCUUAAGUACCUCAACAGCAUAUCCUCUAAUAGGUGGCUGAUGAUCAAGAUAUUCUUUGUUCUUAUGUUUUUCCUUAUGAUCUUUCUGUUUUUUGUUGCAUAAUUCCACCUCUUCUUUAGCUGAAUUCUCCUGUGCCAGUGAUAUUCUUUGCACUCCUAUCCAUUUUUUUUUUCUUUUGCACAUUUA